Messenger RNA from Trametes versicolor FP-101664 SS1, 1273 nucleotides. RefSeq names its product RTA1-domain-containing protein. NCBI's taxonomy places the organism in Eukaryota, Fungi, Basidiomycota, Agaricomycetes, Polyporales, Polyporaceae. The record is from RefSeq and is a predicted model, not a curated record. Bases 62 to 1030 code for a protein of 322 amino acids. Gene Ontology annotation, cellular component: fungal-type vacuole; plasma membrane. The transcript is spliced from 10 exons.
CACUGUCCUCCCAAGUCCCCACGUCCCUCUCCCCUUUUCCCUAGACCUUAGACGCUACAUCAUGAGCGACACAAAUUCCACCAUUUCGGAUCCGAGCCAACAGGACCUGUAUGGUUAUGUCCCAGACCGGGAUGUAUGUAUCAUCUUCGUCGUGCUCUUCAGUAUCUCAGCCGCGAUCCACCUGGCCGAGGCGGUGUACUUCCGCAUGAGUUGGCUCUUCGCCACCGCCGUGUUCUCCGGCGUUGCCGAAAUCCUCGGCUGGUCAGCACGACUGUGGUCAAGCUAUAGCCCGUUCGAUCAGGACCCGUAUAUCAUGCAGCUUACCGUCACCAUCAUCGCGCCCUCACCGCUCGUAGCCGCGCUCUUCAUCCUGUUCGGGCGCAUCUCUGAGCGGCUCGGCGAGCACUACGGGCGCCUCACCGCAAUGUGGUACUCCAUCAUUUUCCUGACAUGUGACAUCAUCUCGCUCGUCACGCAAGGCGUGGGAGGCGGCAUCGCGGGCUCCUCGAUUGGAAACCAGAGCCAGGUGGACCUCGGCGGCAACAUCAUGUUGGCCGGGAUCAUCUUCCAGCUAGCGUCCAUCACCGUAUUUGUGAUCCUCAUGAGCGAGUACUUCCUGCGGUACCUCACGGACCGGCCGAUCAGGAAGGCGAACAAGGACCCGAAUGCGGAGGAGGCGUACAUCCCCGCGCGCGGCGCGACGACGCCGAAGAUGCGGCUCAUGAUCGUCUGUGUGCUUAUGAUGACGUUCUUCCUGAUCAUUCGGUCGGUCUACCGUAUGAUCGAGCUCAUCGACGGCUUCAACGGAAAGAUUAUCCAGACCGAGAUCUACUUCAACAUCUUCGACGGCGCGAUGGUCGUCCUUGCGAUCUACACCCUGAACGUGCUGCACCCAGGAUGGCUGCUCGAGCGGGUGUACCACCAGACCGCGGUGUCCCUGCGCGAGAUGAGCCCGAGCGGGUCCCCCCGCACGUCGCUCCUGAACCUGAAGGGCGGCGCCGCGCGGGUCAACAUGGGUGAGGCGGAGUGAUAAUGACGAGUUGAGAUGAUGAUACGCACCGUACGUAGUAGUAGUGUUCUUGCUGCCCCGGAGACUCGCGCGGGGCCACGUUCGCUCCCAGGACAUUGUAGUUAUUGUACGCGAGUCGGACUGUCGUUUUUCGUUCGAGUUCCGAGAGUGUGUGGAUGGUGGGGAGGGUGUGUCUUGUACCAGUUGUAGUAGACCAGACGGCCCUAGCAUCUAAAUACCCUAAUAUAUAGCGUGUAGACGAGA